Carassius auratus (goldfish) is the source of this 681-nucleotide messenger RNA. RefSeq lists its product as uncharacterized. The transcript has a single exon. The coding region runs from base 1 to 681 and encodes 226 amino acids. Lineage: Eukaryota; Metazoa; Chordata; Actinopteri; Cypriniformes; Cyprinidae. The record is from RefSeq and is a predicted model, not a curated record.
AUGUGCACUUUCUUCAACAGGAUUGUCGGGAAAAUGGUGAGAACCCUAAAUAAUGUGUCCGAGCUGAGACAGACUGGGUUUGGUCAGCCGAGUCCCAGACACGGUCUGAGCUUGUUGUGGUGGUUUGCUCAUGAUUGUGUUAAGAUUGACUCGAACGGUCGUAUGAUUGCAGAAUGCAACCCUAAAAAUGGAGCUUUUGGUUUUGAACUAUUCCAUAAUAGGGAAAGCCUUCUUCCUUACACUGAUCUACUAUACUAUGAGGUGGGAAACCUGCACAAAGCCCGCUCACUGCCUCCUUAUGUCAUUGAGAAGUACACUGGAUAUUCAGACGACAGCAACACAGAUCGCAUCAUUGUUUCCUUUGACUCAAGGCUGAACAAAUUUGAAAAGAUUUAUGUGACACAGCAUUCAGAUCAGAAAAACUUUGAACAAAAUCGCACCUACUGUAUUAGUACUGAUCUCCUGAAGGACAUUAAAGAGUUAAGUCGUGAAGACUUCCUCAGAGGACGCACAAAUCGUUCUGAACAGUUCUCUAUAAGCAUGCCUCCGUCAGUGCAGCGCAGGCAGACAAACACCUGUCUGAGCUGCAAAUGCCGCUGUGCUCUGAUUUGCUGUUCUCUGCUGUUCACUGCUAUUGUUGGUGGAGCUAUUGCUCUCUAUUUGUAUUUAAAGCCAAAAUAG